AUGAGAAAUGUCUGUCACGCUGACCGCACAUUGUCUGGAUGGGCUGCUGCUGCACUACAACAGCUCACACUGGGAGAAUUUAAAAGGGACCAGAGCAAGGUGAUGAGGCAGAUGCAGCAAGCGAAAGAAGAGAAACGGACUAGCAUUUCUUUGCCUGUUCAGAUUGGACUCAUUGCAAGCAAUAGCAAUGAGAUCCUGUUCAGAACUCUUGCAGCUCUUGGGCAAACACAGGGCUCUUCACUGUUACCCCAGUAUGUUCUGCAGCAGCAGCAGCCGGAGGUACUGCUCACCCCGCAGGUGCUGAAUUUAAACCCUCAAAUGGCUGGUCCCUUUGGUCCCCAGGGCCCACAGCUGUUGCUCCCCAACCAGGGCAACCAGCUGACACCUGUAAUUCUCCCAAAUGGUCAACAAGAGCAGCUUGGACCCGCACAGGAUCCAAACAAUCCAAAUGUCCCUCAACAGGCCCAAAAUCCCAUGCAGAUGUAUCCGCAGUUUCAGUAUCCAUCUUUUGGAUUCCCUCAGCUUCACAGGCAGCAGGGCUACCCUUACUUUGUGCCAUCUUACGGCUAUCCCCAGCAGAGGAAUACCGGAGUGCUGCAGCCCAGCAAUGGACAGCAGAGCCUGGACAGGACUACGCAGAGACCACAGCUCCCACUGCAGGGUUCCAAGACAAAGAUGCAGACAGAAAAGAUGUGGCCAGCAGGGGCCCAGAGAGAGUCCACUACAAUUCCUCCAGAUCCUCGUGGUGAUACAACUGGCCCUGGGAAUGAUGAGACUGAAAGCCUGCUGUUUAAACCAGAUGACUUCCUUGCUCUGAGUUUAAAUGUGUUAGAAUCCAAACGAGUGGACCGUUCACGUCCUGGCUCCCUGUUCCAACAGAUCCUUUUCUGUGCUGCAAAUGUGAACGCUUCUAUCUGGCUUCGUGGCAGGGCCAUCGUCAAUCGGGCCGUCCCCAUGGCCCUCCCGGUCUGA
Messenger RNA from Menidia menidia (Atlantic silverside), 972 nucleotides. NCBI's taxonomy places the organism in Eukaryota, Metazoa, Chordata, Actinopteri, Atheriniformes, Atherinopsidae. The record is from the annotation of a GenBank genome assembly.